This is a messenger RNA of Rosa chinensis, 804 nucleotides long. RefSeq lists its product as uncharacterized. The record is from RefSeq and is a predicted model, not a curated record. NCBI's taxonomy places the organism in Eukaryota, Viridiplantae, Streptophyta, Magnoliopsida, Rosales, Rosaceae. Bases 74 to 511 code for a protein of 145 amino acids. The transcript is spliced from 2 exons.
CUUGAAAGUCGAACUCUAUGCUUGGCAUUGUGCGUUAAGGCAAGCGAAACUUUGGUACAAGAGUGGUGCGAAUAUGAUUGAUGAGCUACGUCAAGCACAAGAUUUGUGGAGAGCUGCGAUGACCAAAUCGAAAGGAAAACAAAAAAAAGGUGAUUUCAUUAAUUUAGAAUGUUACGAGUUUGUUAAGGGGUUUCAACAAUUUGAAGACAUUCCAAACCAUUCCUCUUCGGCUGGAGGAACCUCCAGGGGAGAAACUGAACGGAUGCACACACAACAAUCCGCUCCUGAUUCUCAUGUCCAGUUGGACAUAGAUGCAGAUGAGGUAAACGCCGAUGCAACUCCAAAUCCUUCGGUGAGGCCUCAAGGAAAGAAGGCUGCCAAAGAAGCUCUUCGGAAAGGAAAGAAAGCAUCUAAUGAUUUCAGUCAUCUGACAGCCGCUGUGGAGACUAUAGCAACCAACCAAACAUCAAUGAUGUCUGCCAAGGAGAAACGUGAUGAGGAAUAUGCUUGACAUCUCCGUGACCAACAACAACGAGAUUAUAUACGCUUGCAAAUGGAUAUGCGAAACGAGGCAUUCAAAAUUCAAGAGAGGGAAGAGCGUAUUAUGGAGAUGGACACAAGUAAGAUGACGCCAACCAAAAAGAAUUACUGGCAAAGAAAACAAAAAAAAAAUUGCAGAGAAAGAAGCUGAAGAUGCAACCCGUGGAUCUAACAUCCCACAACCACCAUUCCCCGGUGGGUAUUAUCCACAAUCUCCUUUCUCCGGUGGCUAUCCACAACCUCCUUUCCCCGAUGGCUAUCCAC